This is a messenger RNA of Fukomys damarensis (Damara mole-rat), 2865 nucleotides long. RefSeq names its product claudin 9 (gene Cldn9). The record is from RefSeq and is a predicted model, not a curated record. The coding region runs from base 1719 to 2372 and encodes 217 amino acids. Gene Ontology annotation, cellular component: bicellular tight junction; plasma membrane. The transcript has a single exon. Gene Ontology annotation, biological process: cell adhesion; bicellular tight junction assembly. NCBI's taxonomy places the organism in Eukaryota, Metazoa, Chordata, Mammalia, Rodentia, Bathyergidae. Gene Ontology annotation, molecular function: structural molecule activity.
UCCUCCUGCCUCAGCUUCCCAGAGUGCUGAGAUUAUAGGUUUGUACCAUCUCACCUGCCUCAAAUCUGAACAAUACUUUAAAUUAGAACCCUUUAUAAUAAAGUCCCAAAAUGUACCUACCCCCCAAGCUGAGGGGGCACUCCCAGCUCUGUCCCCACUGGGGCUUCUGGUGCCAGGGUCCACUCUAGGUUCACCCCCAGCUCUCCCUUCCUUAGAGGAGAUGUAGAGGUGAGAGGCUGUCCUGAUGAGGGCCGCUGUGGCUUCCAGAAUCCUCAUGCACCCCCUUCGGAAGUGUGUGAGUGGGAGAGAUUUUCCUCAGUGUCUUUAGGAGUUCUUAGGAGGGGUUGGGGAGUUUGUGAAGCUCCCAGAAUGAGCGGCUCCCCGUGUGUUGUGGGAUUUGUUCCCACAGAGAACGUGGGUCCCUUAAGGUUUCUCAGGUGGGUCUUUGACCCAAGAGGAUUAAGGAGCUUGACCUUGCAUGAUCCGUGUGGGUCCCAGGGUGCCUUCCACAAAGUGAGUCACAGUUCUGAGGGGCUCUUUUCUGUGUUGGAAGGCACCCUCCAGACGCCUGGGUGCUCUAGGCCUCCCUCCCUGCCCACUUCUGUGGUUUUGGCCUGGAGGGCCCGACUGGCUACUUCUGCACCGUGGCAGACAGUCAGGUUCUGGGCUCAUUCCUGCCCUGGGGUCCCUUCAAAGCCCCACCAUCUCCCUUUCUUCUCCAUCCCCCUGUGCACCCCUCCACCUCAACAGUAGUCUCUUUAUCUGCAGGCCUCUAGAGACCUUCAGUAAUUCUGCUUAGCCCUCCAGUUUCGGCAGCAGGGGUAGGGGGCACGCCGGAGCUGAGGUAGAAGUGUGGGAGGGGUAGUUUUCUAGGCCGUUGCCACGGCGAUGCCACCUGAGUUGGGCCCAGGCACCUGUUGCCUGGGGAACUGUGCGGGCGGGGCCCUUCCCCUGGGAGCCACCUGGGCCACUGGGCUGAGGCAGGAGAAGGAUCAGAUUCCAGAAAGUGUUGGGGGGUGGCUGGCUGGAUACCGUGGAGGACAGGGCACAUUUGCAUCAUGAAAUGGGGCAGAGGGAUGGCCAAGGCCGGGGAAGGGUCAGUCCCAGGCUGUACCCUUGGCCCACCCUAUCCCCAGCCAGUUACCCUCCGCCUUGUCCUCCGUCUUCCCAUUCCUUUGUCUCUGGGUUCUGCAAUGAUGUUUGUCCUCCCGGUCCCACCUGCCUUCAGUACCAUGCACCACUGACCUCCCCAUUCCCCCCCACGACUUGCUGUGGUCCAAUCCUGGCCUCCUACUGCUUGCUCUGCUCCUCCCUCGCUGGGGCCUUAAAACCCCGCCUGUAGCUGGAGCCUGCAGAGGCCCCAGGUGACACCACAGAAGGUUCACCGCUCUCCAGUGCGCCAGCUGGGAGGGAACAGCGCUCUCCUCAGGUCUGAAGGAGCCUUUUUGAGCUGGGCCCAGAUGUGACUGCGGGGUGUCCAAAGGGUGACAGCCACUCAUCAGAUACAAGCCACUCAGCUGAGCAGGACCAAGGAACAGGACUGUGGUGAGUGAGCAGCAGGCACCAACCUGUGAGAGGCCCACACUUGUGAAGACUGUUCUGGGCGGAAGACAAAGGGUUCCCUUCCUCCUGGGCAUCGAGGACCCCCCCAAACACAUCCGAACCCCUGCAGAGUCAACCCUGCUGUCUGAGGCUGAGAAGACGGACCAGAAGGGCAGAUGGCUUCAACUGGCCUUGAACUCCUGGGCAUGACCCUGGCCGUGCUGGGCUGGCUGGGGACCCUGGUGUCCUGUGCGCUGCCUCUGUGGAAGGUGACCGCUUUCAUUGGCAACAGCAUCGUGGUGGCCCAGGUGGUAUGGGAAGGGCUGUGGAUGUCCUGCGUGGUGCAGAGCACUGGCCAGAUGCAGUGCAAGGUGUACGACUCUCUGCUGGCCCUGCCCCAGGACCUGCAGGCGGCCCGUGCCCUGUGUAUCGUAGCCCUCCUGCUGGCCCUACUUGGCCUACUGGUGGCCAUCACGGGCGCCCAGUGCACCACGUGUGUGGAGGACGAGGGUGCCAAGGCCCGCAUUGUGCUUACUGCAGGGGUCCUCCUCCUCCUCUCAGGCAUCCUGGUGCUCAUCCCUGUCUGCUGGACAGCCCACGGCAUCAUCCAGGACUUCUAUAACCCGCUGGUGGCUGAGGCCCUCAAGCGGGAGCUGGGGGCCUCCCUCUACCUGGGCUGGGCGGCAGCUGCACUACUCAUGCUGGGUGGGGGGCUCCUCUGCUGCACAUGUCCCCCACCCCAGAUGGAGCGGCCUCGUGGCCCCAGGCUGGGCUACUCCAUUCCCUCCCGCUCUGGUGUAUCUGGGCUGGACAAGAGGGACUAUGUAUAAAGUAGAUUUCUUGGGGAGCCAGCAUUUGAGCUUCAGUUCUACCUUUGUCCCCCCCACCCCCGAAAUCCAUUCUUGUAAAGCUGAUAACCUGGCUCAGGGUCAGUCUCAGCUGGCCUGGCUAGGCCAACCCUCAGUAGUCCCCACCUCACUGAACCAGGGCCAAAGCUGUUGGGUACCCUUGUCCGUGCCUGUGUCCUCUGUAAUGACUCUCUUCUGCUGUCCAGGACAUGAGCUUUCCCCUGCCUUAGGAACCUGGGAUCCACUGAAAGGAUAGCGGCUCCUUGUCUCCAAAAUAAGGAGCCAGACUUGUCCUGGAGCUGGUCCAUUCUGGCCCAGCCAAUACCUGCAUCUAACACACCUGGGGCCAGGGAUGGAGCUCAGCGGACGCUGUGCCGGCCUGGCAAGUGUAAGGUCCUGAUUUCAAUCCCUGGUAUGAACAAGAAAAUUCUUACGAGACUAAGACACCUGGGGCCAGGUUCUCUGGGAGCAGGCA